AAAUGACACCAAAGAAGAUGUGUUUGUACACCAGACUGCCAUCAAGAAGAAUAACCCACGGAAAUAUCUGCGCAGUGUGGGAGAUGGAGAAACUGUAGAGUUUGAUGUGGUGGAAGGAGAAAAGGGUGCUGAAGCAGCUAAUGUGACUGGGCCCGAUGGAGUUCCUGUAGAAGGGAGUCGUUAUGCUGCUGAUCGGCGCCGCUAUAGACGUGGCUACUUUGGCAGACGCCGUGGACCGCCCCGUAAUUACGCUGGGGAGGAGGAGGAGGAAGGGAGCGGCAGCAGUGAAGGAUUUGAGCCCCCUGCCGCAGACGGGCAGUUCUCUGGGGCCCGGAAUCAGCUGCGCCGCCCCCCGUAUCGCCCUCAGUACCGGCAGCGGCGUUUCCCGCCUUACCACGUGGGACAGACCUUUGACCGUCGCUCACGGGUCUUUCCCCAUCCCAACAGAAUUCAGGCCGGGGAGAUAGGAGAGAUGAAGGAUGGAGUCCCAGAGGGAACGCAGCUUCAGGUUCACCGAAAUGCCACGUACCGCCCAAGGUUCCGCAGGGGACCUCCUCGCCCACGACCUGCACCUGCUAUCGGAGAGGCUGAAGAUAAAGAGAAUCAGCAAGGGGCCAGUGGUCCAAACCAGCCAUCCACCCGCCGUGGAUUCCGGCGCCCCUACAACUAUCGGCGUCGUCCCCGUCCCACGAACCCUGUUUCACAAGAUGGCAAAGAGACCAAGGCAGGUGAAGCACCAACCGAGAACCCUGCUCCUGUCACCGAGCAGAGCAGUGCCGAGUGACUCCGGCUCCUGGACACCUUCACCACCAACCAGCAGGGUGACCUAAAGAAUUAAUGACCAUCCAGAAAUAAAGCAAAAAGUGCACCCACGACCUUACAACACCAAAGAAACAUCCAAGCAAUAAAGUGGAAGAGAUGAACCAAGAUUUGGACAUUAGAAUGUUUACUGCUAUUCUCUAAGAAUCGAACAACUUCAGAGGGAUCGUCGUGCCAGCGCGUGUCCAUCAGGCUGCGCCCCAGGAACCUGCACAGGCACAGGAGAGCGCCCUCCCAUCCCUCCCAGUUUCAGCCACCACUAGCUUUGUAUUUUUUUCCUGGUUUGUACUGUUUUGGUAAGAUGAUUAAAAGAAGAAAUAUUAAUACCACAUGGGGAUUUCCCCAAACCAAAGAAAUCUGAAAUAUAUAGUAAAUGCUCUUUUUUUCCUUUGUUGUUUAUUUUGGAUGCUGGUGCUAAACUUUCCAAGUGUCAUGAUUUAAGAAGAAAUUUUGUGCCCUUAUUUAUUUCUAGGAUGAGGGGAGGAUAACAUUUUUGCUUUCUUAUGUAGCUCUCUGAAAAUGUGCAGUAACAAGUUCCUCAAAAAUAAAAAUUUUACCCUUUAAGGAAAA
Nannospalax galili (Upper Galilee mountains blind mole rat) is the source of this 1389-nucleotide messenger RNA. It is a transcript of the gene Ybx3, whose product is annotated as Y-box binding protein 3. Gene Ontology annotation, biological process: regulation of gene expression. Gene Ontology annotation, molecular function: nucleic acid binding. The record is from RefSeq and is a predicted model, not a curated record. Lineage: Eukaryota; Metazoa; Chordata; Mammalia; Rodentia; Spalacidae. Gene Ontology annotation, cellular component: nucleus.